Poecilia latipinna (sailfin molly) is the source of this 4986-nucleotide messenger RNA. It is a transcript of the gene asap2a, whose product is annotated as ArfGAP with SH3 domain, ankyrin repeat and PH domain 2a. Gene Ontology annotation, biological process: positive regulation of GTPase activity. Gene Ontology annotation, cellular component: cytoplasm. The transcript is spliced from 30 exons. Gene Ontology annotation, molecular function: protein binding; GTPase activator activity. The record is from RefSeq and is a predicted model, not a curated record. Bases 383 to 3364 code for a protein of 993 amino acids. NCBI's taxonomy places the organism in Eukaryota, Metazoa, Chordata, Actinopteri, Cyprinodontiformes, Poeciliidae.
UCACUUUGCGCUCCAGUUGAAUCGCCAGCUUGUUGUUCCUCGGAUCCCGGCGGAGGACAGGAGAUCUUAGCUCACCCAGUCCGGAUAUCUGCCCCCGUUUUGGUCGCUUUUCUUUCCCCUCCGAGCUUCGAGGAUGAGCCGGUGAACUGGAUGGGGAAGGAGUAGCCUGCUGGUCGGCUGAGCUAUCACCCUGCGGCGCGGCGCGGAGCUCCAGUGUCGGGAACAAACAGCGGGGAAGGGACGUAAAUAAGCCCGGAGAUGGUUCACUUUCCGCGGGGACCUUCGGCGACUUUACUGCUGCUGACGGCGCUUUAAAAUCAGAUUUUUUAAAAAACUGAACAGACAAGAAGGAGGUUAGAUUAAAUCGCUUUGUGGAUUAACGAUGCCGGACCAAAUCACAGUUUCAGAGUUUGUCACGGAGACAAAUGAAGAUUAUAAAUCUCCAACCGCCUCUAUUUUCACCACCAGGAUGUCCCACUGCAGGAACACAGUGGCUGCUCUGGAGGAGGCUCUGGAUGUGGACCGCAGCGUUCUCUACAAGAUGAAGAAGUCGGUGAAGGCCAUCUACACGUCCGGCCUGGCCCAUGUGGAGAACGAGGAGCAGUACACUCAGGCGCUGGAGAAGUUCGGCGAAAACUGUGUGUGCCACGACGACCCCGACCUGGGCUCGGCCUUCCUCAAGUUCUCCGUCUUCACCAAGGAGCUGACGGCACUCUUCAAAAACCUGUUCCAGAACAUGAACAACAUCAUCACGUUCCCCCUGGACAGCCUGCUGAAAGGAGACCUGAAGGGCGUCAAAGGGGAUUUGAAAAAGCCUUUUGACAAAGCCUGGAAGGAUUACGAAACCAAAGUCAAAGGACAUUCUUUACUGAGAGGGACCAAAAUCGAGAAGGAGAAGAAGGAGCACGCUCGGCAGCACGGGAUGAUCCGGACGGAGAUCAGCGGGGCGGAAAUAGCCGAGGAGAUGGAGAAGGAGAGGCGCUUCUUCCAGCUGCAGAUGUGCGAGUACCUCCUCAAAGUCAACGAGAUCAAGAUCAAGAAGGGGGUGGACCUGCUGCAGAACCUCAUCAAGUACUUCCACGCACAGUGCAAUUUCUUUCAGGACGGCCUGAAAGCCGUGGAGAACCUGAAGCCGUCGAUAGAGAAACUGGCUACAGAUCUGCACACGAUCAAGCAGGCGCAGGAUGAGGAGAGGAAACAGCUGACUCAGCUGAGAGACGUCCUGAAAACGGCUCUGCAGGUGGAGCAGAAGGAGGCGAGGAGAGAUUCCCAGGUGCGGCAGAGCGCGACGUACAGCCUGCACCAGCCGCAGGGCAACAAGGAGCACGGCACCGAGCGCAGCGGCUUCCUGUUCAAGAAGAGCGACGGGUUGAGAAAAGUCUGGCAGAAGAGAAAAUGCAUGGCUAAAAACGGAUACCUCACCAUCUCACACGGCACAGCUAACAGGCCGCCGGCUAAACUCAACCUGCUGACCUGCCAGGUGAAGCACAACCCUGAGGAGAAGAGGAGCUUCGACCUCAUUUCACAUGACCGAACGUAUCAUUUUCAAGCUGAGGACGAACAGGACUGUCAGAUCUGGAUCUCGGUUCUGCAGAACAGUAAGGAGGAGGCGUUAAAUCAGGCGUUUAAAGGCGACCACCAUGUUGGCGAGAACAACAUCGUUCAGGAGCUGACGAAGGCGAUCCUGGGGGAAGUGAAGAGGAUGACGGGGAACGACGUGUGCUGCGACUGCGGAGCGCCCAAUCCGACGUGGCUGUCCACCAACCUGGGCGUCCUCACCUGUAUUGAAUGUUCAGGGAUCCACAGGGAGCUCGGCGUCCACUACUCUCGGAUCCAGUCCCUCACUCUGGAUGUCCUCAGCACCUCUGAGCUCUUGCUGGCCAAGAACGUGGGGAAUGCAGGCUUUAAUGAAAUCAUGGAAGCUUGCUUAAAUGCUGAAAACGUGGUGAAACCGAACCCAGCGAGUGACAUGCAGACGAGGAAAGACUUCAUCACGUCCAAAUACAUCGAGAAGCGCUUUGCCAGGAAGAGGGGCGCCGACGCGGCGGCGCGGCUCCACACACUGUGCGAGGCGGUGAAGGCGCGGGACAUCUUCUCCCUCAUCCAGGUCUACGCCGAGGGGCUGGAUCUCAUGGAACCGAUACCGCUCGCCAACGGACAUGAACAGGGAGAGACGGCGCUUCAUCUGGCCGUCAGGCUGGUAGACAGAACGUCUCUUCACAUCGUCGACUUUCUCACUCAGAACAGUUUGAAUCUGGACAAGCAGACGGCCAAAGGCAGCACAGCGCUGCACUACUGCUGCCUGACCGACAACAGCGAAUGUCUGAAGCUGCUGCUGAGAGGAAAAGCCUCCAUAGACAUUGCGAACGAAGCCGGCGAGACGCCACUGGAUAUCGCCCGGAGGCUCAAACAUGCUCAGUGUGAGGAGCUGCUCAAUCAAGCUCUGGCAGGAAAAUUCAACGCUCACGUCCACGUUGAGUACGAGUGGCGCCUGAAGCACGAGGACCUGGAUGAGAGCGAUGAGGAUCUGGAUGAAAAGCCGAGCCCCCAUCGGAGAGACGACCGUCCCGUCAGCUGUUACGCCCCCAGCAGUAACUCCCACCUGCAGUCCGGUCUGGGGCCCGCCGGCCGGGAUGGAGCGGGCCUGAGCAAGGACAAGCACCGCCUCUUUAUGCCCAGCCUAGUGAACAACGAGACUUACGGCACCAUCCUCAACACCGGCUCCUCUCAGUCGGCCUCCACCUCUGCUCCACCGCUGCCCCCAAGGAACCUGGCCCAGUUCUCCUCUGUGAGAGAGAUCGGUCAGUCUGCCACCUCCAGCACCUGGAAACCCGGUUCUAUAGACCUGGUCGGCCGGCAGCGGUCGUCCUCAGACCCUCCCAACAUGCACCCUCCUGUUCCCCCAAUGAGGCUCACUUCUACUGGAGGUCUGGGUCCUGCCCCCGUAGCCAAGAUGGAAGCUAUGAGCAUCCAGUCCAAGUCAGGUCAGGGUCCACUGGGGACCCGGUCAGUGCCACCCAAAUCCCCUGCUGGCAAUGAUAAAAGCUUCAGCCGAGGAUUCCUGAAUCAAAGUGAAUCUGUAGAACGAGCAGCUAAGGAAGUGCCAGGAUGCCCCCAGAACUCGGUGCCUCCGGCCCCCGCAUCAAGGAAAGCAUUUCCAUUCCCUCAGAAGCAGAGACCAAAGCGGGUAAAGGCCAUCUACAACUGCAUAGCUGACAACCCAGACGAGCUGACGUUUUCCGAGGGCGAGGUGAUCGUGGUGGAUGGAGAGGAGGACCAGGAGUGGUGGCUGGGCCACAUAGAAGGAGAUCCAAUGAGAAGAGGCGCCUUCCCCGUCACCUUCGUCCUCUUCAUCACCGACUGACGGACCGCUCGGGUCCUCUGGAGGCGUCACGAGAUGCUGCGUUGGUCGCCAGCCAUCCGUCUGAGGACCCAUGAGGUUCAGCUCCUCACUCAGAAUCUAAAGAAAUCAAUGUUUUCACUGAACAAUCUUUGGCAAUAAACAAACUCUUUCUGUCACAAACCAUGUUUUAACAAAAUGAAGGUCACAUGAACAGUGUUUAUUUCAUCUCUAGAGCCGCAGUGUGCAGGAAAAUCGAUUUUAACACCUCUAAAUGUGAACUUAGACAACAUGCUUACAUUCCAUACCUGUGCAUGUAGAUGCAGUGUUUGUAGAUCUUUAGUGACGCUCCUGUGUGGAGGAUUUUUCCUAAUGGUGCUAAAUUAACCUCAGUAUUCUCCAAGCCAGCAGAGCUGCUCCUCCUCCUUCCCUCCGCAGCUGGAAGAAAAACACUUCCUGACUUUUGUGAUGAAUUUAUGCUAAUGCAUCUCUCACACACACACACACACACACACACCUGUUUUAGUUUCAUGUAGUGGUCUACCAUCGGCUUGGGUAUGUGACUCAUAGUCAAAUAGAAAUGUAUCAGAAUGGUCAAGCAGCUUUUAUUUAAACAGAAAAUAAUUAUUAGUUAUAAUAUCUGUUCAUUAUAAGUGUGAAACAGAAUCUUUCAGAUAUCACAUGCCAACACCGCCAUCUAUAGCUGGCUGGACGGUGUUUUAACUGCAAAAACAAGCGGGGGAAGCAAUAGAAAACUCAUUCUGGUUUCAGUUGACAAACGUUUUGUUUGUUUGCUUAUGUUACCCACUGGUGGAAUGGCAGCCUGGGAGGACAGCUGUGUUGCUUAUAUUGCCAACAGCCACUGUUAGGUUAUUAUAUUGACGGGCUACAAGCUCAGAUAGUAUCCACCCAAACCAGGUCUGUACCUUUAUCCACCCAAACCAGGUCUGUACCUUUAUCCACCCAAACCAGGUCUCCGCCGGUAACCGCCCCAUUCCUUUAGGUCACACAGCAACUUCUAAACAAGCUGGUUGUUGCGUUCUUGAUAAAUGAUGAAGGUCUUUGGUUCUCAUUUCAUAUGAAAAGAAUGAGACGUUUGUGUUGGAGGUGAUGAGUUGUCUGUGCAUAAUAAGCUGCAUGUUACAAGAAGAGAUUUAAAACUGUUGGAAUGUGAAGUAAAGUGGGAGAACGGUUGUCUUUAGUAACAGGCUGCUUUCUUUAGUCGGCAUCAAGCCUGAGACCCUCAACACAACCACCCAGGAAGGUCCUCACUGUUUGGGCUCAUGAGAUGUAGAUGCUUUUAAGAAUAGUGUACUUAACGUCAUCGUAGUUGCAGAGCAACUUAUUGUUCAUAUUGUUGAUAUUUAAGCAUUUAACCUGAAAUCAGAGCCUUCCAUGGAUUUGUGAAUGACAAGAAGAGGAUCUGUCUCUUCGUUCAAUGUAAGAACUCACUGGAAACAAGAUGUAAUGACCUAUUUAUGUAAAUAGAUUUGGGUUUUGUUUGAGUAUUUAAGAGGUCAGAGCGGUUAAUGUCUUCCAGCGACUUCCGCCAUGAGACAAACUGUCUGAUCACCACUAACCUGACUCCUAACGUGCAAGGAAAUGGGAAAAGUUCAACUGGAAAAAUAAAUUAUGGAAUAAUGUCA